Molecule: messenger RNA, 5256 nt
Organism: Ictalurus furcatus (blue catfish)
Lineage: Eukaryota; Metazoa; Chordata; Actinopteri; Siluriformes; Ictaluridae
Gene: dyrk3
Product: dual specificity tyrosine phosphorylation regulated kinase 3
Exons: 3
Coding region: 971-2719 (582 amino acids)
Biological process (GO): peptidyl-serine phosphorylation; positive regulation of cell cycle G2/M phase transition; peptidyl-threonine phosphorylation
Cellular component (GO): nucleus
Molecular function (GO): protein serine/threonine/tyrosine kinase activity; protein serine/threonine kinase activity; ATP binding
Source: RefSeq, a predicted model, not a curated record
GAAGACGUGCUUAGCAACAAGCUAAGAAACCACAUCUGUGUGAACUCCGAGUCAAGUCGAGCGCGUACACACGCUGAGAGGUUCCGUCUUCCGGAGAGACAAGUUUUCGAAGACGGAGCUGACAUUUCUGGAGAAAAACGUGUUGACAAUGUCGUGAGUUCAGCUCGCUGGCCUCAAAAAAAAAAAAGACAGACAGACGGACAGACAGACAAGCGGUUCCUCUGAAAGAGAAACGAAUAUUUUAGCGAUAUGCUCGAGCGCUAGCAUGAAGCUAGCGUCUGUUGAAAAGUACGAAGUGUCUAGCUAGUAGUCGACCAUUUUCCCACUUUCAACCAUUUCCUGCGGUUGGGAUGGUGCUUUCGGACGACGGAAGUAUCCGUGCUGUGAAAGGGCUGAAGAGAGAACAGGCUGGACGUCUCUGUUGGAUUUGGACUCCAACUCUUUCAGGGAGCGGCGCUCAUGUGGAUGUGUGUUUUUGUUCUGCUGCAAGCUGACCGAAACGCGUUUUCUUUUUAAUCCUGGGGAGUUUUCUGCCUCUAGAGGAAAGGAAAAGAAAAGCACGGCAUUUACAGAAGUUUAUUCGACUGUUAUUAUUAUUAUUAUUAUUCUUGUAUAAAGCUUGCUAAGUUAGGUGUAGCAUUUCCCACAGCUCAUUGGCUUGGAGCCAGCACUAACUACACUGGCUUAGCUGAAAGGAUCUGGCCUGUAAAUACUCCUGACACUCGAGGGGAGGAAAAGACACUGUACAUGACCAUGGCUUAGUUGUGCAUUGCAUUGUGCUGGGUUCUACCUAAAGAUUCACCAGGACAGGAUUUCUAGACAUGACUUGAAGCUGUAGUGACGUUCAUAUUUGUUUGUAUUGUUAACACUUUAUUUUAUUUUAUUAUAAUUUUUUUUUUAAGAAGAACUCUUGCAAAAGCAAAAAAGAGAGAGAAACAUUUCAUGUUGUGCGCAAUAAUUCUCCACAAGCAUGAUGAUACUGAGCAGAAAACCAGAUGGCCCGGUCACAGCAGCUCGACACGGAGACGGUCUGUACGACUCUUACAUGCGCACGGACCACAUCGUGAAUGAAGAAGCAGACUUAAACGGACAGAGCCCCGGUACCCUGCCCCCAUUGCACAAACACACAGCUGUGAACAAGCCAACGAUGAAGGAUCACCUCGGAGUCCGAGGAGGUCAGAUGAAGAUGAAGUACCUGUAUGAGGAUUCGUACAACCGCAAGCCCAGUGGCAUGAGCCAGCACAACGGUACCAGCCAAACUCCUGCCAAGCCCCAGUCUGUUCUCUCCAAAGAGCGGAGCGUGGACAGCAACAGUUCAGCCAAGUCCUCUGAAAGCUCAGCAAAGCCAACCAAGCUGGGGGGUCCCCUUGUCCCAGACCAGGCAGUGAAGCAGUACAGGCAACAGCUGAGUGCACUAGAACAGCAGGAGAUCCUCGGUUAUCCUGAGAUCUACUUUGUGGGACCAAAUGCCAAGAAGAGACAAGCAGUUGCAGGAGGCUCUAACAACUCUGGAUAUGAUGAUGACCAGGGAGGUUAUAUCCAUGUGCCACACGACCAUGUUGCCUAUCGUUACGAGUUCCUAAAGGUGAUCGGUAAAGGCAGUUUCGGUCAAGUGGCGAAGGUCUAUGACCAUAAGUUACACCAGCAUCUCGCUCUAAAGAUGGUGCGCAACGAGAAACGGUUCCACCGGCAAGCAGCAGAGGAGAUUCGAAUCCUGGAACACCUGAAAAAGCAGGACAAGACUGGCAGCAUGAACGUAGUCCACAUGCAAGAGAACUUUACCUUCCGUAAUCAUAUCUGCAUGACCUUCGAGCUGCUUAGCAUGAAUCUCUAUGAACUCAUCAAGCGCAAUAAAUUCCAGGGUUUCAGUCUGCCUUUGGUACGCAAGUUUGCCCACUCCAUCUUGCAGUGUCUGGAAUCUUUGCACCGCCAUAAGAUCAUCCACUGCGAUCUAAAACCAGAGAACAUUCUUCUCAAGCAGCAGGGUCGGAGUGGUAUCAAGGUCAUUGACUUUGGCUCUAGCUGCUUUGACCACCAGCGUGUCUAUACCUAUAUUCAGUCCAGAUUUUACAGAGCACCUGAGGUCAUCCUAGGCUCACGCUACGGCAUGCCCAUAGACAUGUGGAGCUUUGGCUGCAUUCUUGCCGAGCUCCUGACUGGGUACCCUCUCUUUCCUGGUGAAGAUGAGGGUGACCAAUUGGCCUGCAUGAUGGAGCUAUUGGGCAUGCCCCCUCAGAAGCUUUUGGAGCAGGCCAAACGUGCCAAGAACUUCAUUAACUCCAAAGGCCACCCACGUUACUGCACGGUCACCACACUCAGCAACGGCACCUUGGUGCUUAACGGGAGUCGUUCACGGCGAGGCAAGAUGCGGGGUCCCCCAGGUAGCAAGGAGUGGGUGACGGCACUCAAGGGCUGUGAUGACCCCACCUUCAUUGACUUUCUGAAGAAGUGUCUGGACUGGGAUCCCACCACUCGCAUGACGCCGGUUAUGGCUUUGCGACACCCCUGGCUCUACAGGAGGCUACCCAAGCCUGUGCCUGGCGGAGAGAAGACCUUGGUACCCAAGCGGAUUACCGAGCAUAGCACUUCCUUCCCCAGCAUCGUCCCUAAGGUUCCCCCUGUAAUGGGCCCAACCAACAACAAACUGAGGACCAAAAUGAUUGGGGACACUGAUGGGAAUAUACCAUUGCGUACAGUGCUACCAAAGCUUGUUUCAUAGAGCUGAUCACCUGUUUAGGGAUAAAGACAACAUUGUAGCAAAGUUUUUAGUGGUGGAUUUAAUUUGUUUUUGUUUGCUUUUUAAAAUAAUGAGUGGCAAUACUCAGUGUUUUGAUUUCAGUUUUUAAAAACAAUGAAGCACAAAAAAGAUAAAUUUUUAUAUGGCAUUUGAAAAUAGUGUUUGUUUUCUUCAAACAGCCUUUGAAAGGGCAUUUGGAAAUGUACUAAUUUAGUUAUGAUUUUACACUUUUGUUAGGAAUGGAAUGCUUCUCAAGUGCACAAGUGGGUGAAAAUAUUAUUCUGUACCCCUAAGGGUUUUUACACUAUCUCUGCUAAGACAAACUGUUUUUUCUAAGGGCUGCCUUUUAAAUCUAUGCUGUUAAGGGCUUAGAAACAUGCUGGGUGUUUUGAAUGAUCUCCAAAUCUAAUCUAAUUUAAGACUUGUGAGAUGUAUCUACAGCAAAGAGCCUCACUGGCUUGCCAGAGGCCCCAGCAGUUCUCUGAUUUAGCAAAGAAAUGAUAUAUGUCAUUAUUUUAAUUGAUCAAUUAUUGCAAUAAUUCUGGCUUCUGAUUUUAUUCUCUCUCUGCUCAGAAUCGGGACACUAGAAGGUCGUAACUUUGCUACGUCACAUAGAAGUUCUGUCUCAUGUGCUCCAAUAGGUCAAAACAUGGUGCAUUGCCAGAAUGAACCAGGCUCUAGUCUGUCUGUAGCAGGGAGACUUUAAUUUCCUUCUUUUCUUAUCUUCCAAGAAGCGGUUGCAAAAGAUUGCCCUACAGUGAGAUAAUAAGGAACUUAGUUUGUGUCAGGAGCAGCAUAGUGCACCAGGGUUUGGUUUUUGAAAGCUGUCAGUCAGGUUGUACUUGAAAGAAAUAAGCAAGAUGACAAGCAGGGCCUGUAUGUAUGCAUUCAGGAAGUUUGCUCUUUUCGAGCAGCGGUUGUGACUUAAAUAAGGAUCGAUGUUUCUGGCCAUGUUAUCAUUUUAACCAUUUCUUGCUGGAUUUAGAUUAAGGACAAACUAAUCAGGGAGCUCUGUGUCAUAGAGCCAUAAGCUUUCCCUUCUUUUUAAAUCUCAGAAGCUGGUUAUUCCUCACUGAUUCAGCUUGGAAGCCUGCUGUUGUGUCUUCUGACACGGCUCUACACUGUGACCUGUUUUUCUUCUUUUGUUUUUGUUCUACUCUCUUCCAUGACAACACUUAAUCAUCCUCUUCAUACACUCAUGCUUUUGACUACACCACAGAGCACGUAGACAUGCAAAUGUUUUUUACUUUUAAGGAAGGGCUUUUGAUAACCGCGAACACCUGAUUUUACAGAAGCACAGCUGUUCGUUGACACUGCCAUGACUUAUCACACUUGCUGGCUGUGAACUGACACUGAAUGCUUAAAAACUCAUUGUAAUGAGGCAAACACAAUUAAUUUUUUUUUAGAAACUGAAUGGUGCUGACCUUAUGGGGCCCCUCACUUGCAUGCCGUGCCUAUAACAUGCAUCUGUGUCCUUAGGACCAAUGAGUUUAACCAUAGGUGUUGUAAAAAAACAAACUGACUGCCAUAGAGUUCUGUAUUUGUAGACCAGAGUCAAAUCACCUAUUUGUCAGGUUUUCACCUCAUCUAGGUAUGCAUGAUUACACACAGGAAGUGUAAGCUGCUACAAGCACAUGGUAUGUUCAUUCAUUUUCUAUAUUCUUUUAUCUAAAUUGGCGGUCAGCUGAAUUAAGACAGGAUGCAAACCAAGCAGGUGAACAGCUUAAUGGUCCUGUAAUGGUUCGCUCACAGCACCCUAAAAAGUUCUUCAUUCGUACCACUUCUAUUUCUACACCAUAUGGUUUCCUUUUUAGAAAAAUGUAACCAAUGACAGCAUGCAACCCAUUAUUCGAAGAGAAUUAUUUCGUUAAUUCACCAAACGAUUUCUUUCAAUAACGUAUGCUUCUGGAUAAAAUCUGUUAAAGUGUAUGGGAAAAUUAUGGAGGCAUAACAUGCAGCCUUUGUUAAUCUACCUCUUAAUUACUCAUCACAGGCUCUGGCAAGAUCUAGAACGAUCAUCGUAAAGUCAAGAUGUAGCAUCUUUCACUUCGGUGCUUCUGACUGUUCGCUUCAAUGUCUAUAUUUCCCUAAUUUCCUUCUCGUUUUUGGUGCAUGGUCCUGUCUGUUGAGAAAACUCCAGUCCUUUACCUUUAGUUGAGCGCUUGAUUAAAUCACCUUGGCUCUACACAUUGCCUCCUUACCAAAUUCUGUACCUUCUAUGAUGCUUCUGUUCCUUCUUCUUUUUUUUCUUUUUUUAAACUUCUCUCGUGUGUACUUUUUUUUUACUCUUGACGUCAUUGCCGGUUUGCAAGUCGAAAGUUUCCAAAAGAGAACAAAAUGACAAUGGUGUCAUUUCCCUACUGUGGUGUCUUUGUACCCAUUUGCAGCAUGAAUAUGAAAAUAAGUGUAAAAGGACUGAAUGAUGAGAAUUGUGUCCAUAAAAUAACCAAAUGAACUUGUAUUAGUUUUUUUUUUUUUUUUAAAGAUGAAUAAAAUAAAUAUUAACUGCAAUCCCUUUC